Messenger RNA from Paramecium sonneborni, 344 nucleotides. The record is from the annotation of a GenBank genome assembly. NCBI's taxonomy places the organism in Eukaryota, Ciliophora, Oligohymenophorea, Peniculida, Parameciidae.
AUGGGAAAUCAUUAAACUCUGAUAAAUUAUCAUGCCCCUUUGAAUUUUGCCUAUGAUCUUAGUGAAUAACUUAUUGGUUGGGGAAUGCUUUAACAUCCAGGUUUAGGUUAAAUAUAACUUUGGAAAAUAAAAGAAAUUAAUCAACCUCUACUAUUUUCUUAACAUUAGUCUCUUUUAAGAUAAACUUUUUGUGAAACUGUCCCUUAAAUAUAUUUUCGAUGCAAUACUUCUCAUAAUUUAUAAAAUAAUUAGUCAAUAAAUCAAUCUCCUUUUUAAAAUUUACUCCAAUUAUUACCAUUUUUGAAGUAUUAUUCACCUAUAUAUUUAGAAUAAAGAAACAAUGA